Chara braunii is the source of this 5091-nucleotide messenger RNA. Lineage: Eukaryota; Viridiplantae; Streptophyta; Charophyceae; Charales; Characeae. The record is from the annotation of a GenBank genome assembly.
GGAAGCGGAGGUGCCGAAGCCAGUUCUCUCCUUCAGUGCCUCUUCGCGUUCUUCACCUUCGAGCGGACGGUGCAAGGCGCUUGGUGUAGACAGGGAAAGAAAAGGAAGAGGUCAGCCAAGCAGGCAGGUUAGUGUGGCUGAUUGAUAGAUAAAGGAAGGGAGAGCGCCGGAUCUGUCUGUACCUGUACCAACAAGCUUUUCGGUCGUCAUCAUGGGACCACCUACAGUCGACCAGGCUUACUCCGACGCCGUGGAGGCUGCCAGGGCGGACUUGGGCGCCUUCAUCAAGGAGAAGAACUGCGCGCCAAUUAUGGUCCGCCUGGGCUGGCACGACGCCGGGACCUACUGUGCGAAGUCGAAGACCGGUGGUGCUAAUGGCUCCAUCCGCCAUACCGAAGAGAAUUCCCAUGGGGCCAACAUGGGUCUGACCAUUGCCUUGAAGUGGAUAGAGGAGUUUAAGGCCAAGUACCCAAUUUUGUCGUAUGCGGAUCUCAUUCAGCUGGGCGGCUAUGCAGCGCUGGACGUGACAGGCGGCCCGAAGAUCGAGUUCACCCCGGGUCGCCAGGAUUGCGACAAGUGCACUGAAGAUGGCCGGCUGCCCGAUGCCACGAAGGGUCCCGACCAUCUGCGCGAUGUCUUCCAUCGCAUGGGCAUCACCGAUCAGGAGAUUGUCCUCCUCUCCGGUGCGCAUACGUUGGGCAGGUGUCACAAGGAGCGGUCGGGAUUCGAGGGGCCUUGGACCACUAAACCCCUGGUUUUCGAUAACAGCUACUUCACUGAGCUCCUGACUGGCGAGAAGGAGGGGCUUCUUCAGCUACCAACUGAUAAGGCUUUGAUUGAAGACCCCGUCUUCAAACCCUGGGUGGAGUUGUACGCCAAGGAUCAGGACAAAUUCUUUGAAGAUUACGCGCGUGCGCACAAGAAGCUGUCGGAGCUCGGGUUCGUGUACUGAGAAAAGGGGCAGCUGCCGCUCAAAAUGAAUUAAGUUUUUCUUGUUUCCUUGUUUUCUUUCGCUUUUCGCUUCGGCGCUCUGAUAUCAUGUGACGAUAUAUAUAUACAUAUAAACUCCGACGAAACAGUUUGUCACAGCCCCUCGUUUGUUGUCCUCUUCUCCCUCUCUGCCUACGGUUUACCGGGCAGUUAUGUUUGACGAUAUAUAGAGUUGGAUUUAACUGGGGGCAGUGGCCUGUAGAUAUAUCUCUAGACUGCCGCCCUUCUCAGAAAGAAAGGGGAAAAAAAAAGAUUUCCGUUUGCAUUUGGAGACUCUGUUGGAGAGUUUGGACGGAAGGGCAGGAAGUUGAAGUUUUGUUUUGACGUUGGAAGCUGUGGACAAGUCACAAGUUUCGAAAAGAAAAAACAGAGCAAAGAGUUGAGCUUGUUUCAGUUCUCGCUGUUUUCGUUCUUCUUGGAACUUGGCCCCUUGUUUUGUUUCUGGGGAUAGACCCAGAGGAUGAAAGGCUAAGCCCCUGCCUGCUCUCCACUUGUCACGUCAGAACGACGGUCACCUGGGAAGCCACCUGUCACCUACCGUCCUAUCUUUUUCUUUCUUUCUUUUUUCCCCCUUUCAUGGUGUUGCCUUUCUGUGCACUUGCUGCUUCCUCUCCUCCUCCCUGUUCCCUUCUCUUUGUGCUUUCUUUUUAAAGCGGCAAUCUUUUAUCGGGCUGGGAAGAAGGCCCAGCGGAGUCCCUCGCAACAUUUACCACAGUUGUGCGAGCUGAGCAAUGCUCUCGGGCCAAGCACAGCCGGCACGCUGCAUGCCUUUUUUUUUUCCUUGGGAAAACUAGGGCGCUGUCACGGUUUCGGUUUGAAAAAGUGCGCUUCAGUCACCAUUUUGACAAUGUUGUGUCGAACCUAGCUUUAGGUGUGGGUGGUGGAAUGCGUUGUAUUCGGUGGGUGGUGGAAUGCGUUGUAUUCGAGGGAUGCCGGAACUGGAAAAUCGCGAAUGCAUACAACCUAGCGUUAGGUAUGGGUGGGGGGAUGCAUUGUAUUCGAGGGACGCCUGAACUGGAUUUUAAAGGGAAAUCGUGACUAAGCCCUAGUUAACCCUUAAAAAAAAAAAAAAAAAAAAAAAAAAAAAAAAGAAGCUAUACUCUCCUCUCAAUUUCACCUCACACUAGUACCUACCUACCACUGCUCCUAAUUGUGGGCAUACGGGAACCCCGUAGCAGCCAGAACAGUGUUCACGAGAGAACAUGCGGGGGCUGCUCCUGACCUGCAGGUGGGCGAUACUGGCUAGGGGACAGCAGGUAGCAUCAGGGACAAUGGCAAAAGGACAAAUCCCUGUGCCUCCCCUUGGGUCCCCUCCCCUAAGAACAUCAGCAGACUCGGCUCAAUGCCGAUCGGGGGAUCCAGCGGUCUAUUUCUAGGUGGUGGGCGCCAAGCAUGCCCAGGAAGGCGGCGGAUAAAGCGGGAGUGGUUUUAUAGAAACCACUUGGACGGAUGAUAUGGGCGUUGGCUGAACACUUGCCAUUCUUCCAAUUGCCAGGCGAUAGGUGGUCCACACUGACAAGAAUGGAAGACCUACCAUCUUUCCCCUAACAGAAUGCACUCUCAUUUGGGUUGGCUUGUCUACGUUCAUUUUUAGGGCACCCUCGUUUGGUUGUGGCUUGUAUACUUUCGUUAUCAGGGUGCGUUGUGUUCCAGGGAAGACGGUAGUCUCUCAGCAGGGCUCGGAGACACUUUUGUAAGAAUAAGAGUUGUGGAGGACAAAAAGAGAAUUAUACCACAGGUACUCCCGGAAGUUGCGGCGUGCAUGCAGCCAGCAGCCCAGGCCCGUGCAUCUCAGCACGUCGUGGCGUGCAUCAUACGGCUGCGACUUUUUUUCUUUUCUUUUUAGUACCGGCUGCGACUCUCGGAAGCACUCAGCUGGUAGAGUUCAUGUAUAUGAACCAACUCUCGGAAGCACUCAGCUGGUAGAGUUCAUGUAUAUGAACCAAGCAUCCCAAUCGGUCAGCCAAGUGCUGUUUGCUCUGUUGGAGUUGGAAUGGGAAUGGGGUGGGAGCCAUAAAAUGACAGACUGGAAGUCGAGGCCAGCGCUGCAGGCCCGCGCAUCCCAGGAGGUCGUGGCGUGCAUGCGGCCGUGAGUUUCAGAGGCACUGGUAGAGUUCAUGUAUAAGAACCAAGGUUACCAAGCAUCCCAAUCAGUCAGCCAAUUGCUGGUUGAUCUGUUGGAGAUGGAAUGGGAAUGGGGUGGGAGCCAUAAAAUGACAGAUUGGCAGUACACUGUCGAGGAUGGAUACGGGCCCAGUAGGACCCUGCUGCACCGGGAGAAGAAAAGAAUUAUGAGUUGGGAGAGGGAUUCUCCCCUCGUGGACUUUCAGCACUUCACUUGGAUACCGUAUACUUACAUCCGGCCUGUCCUACGCAGGGCACACAGCAUCCGGCCUGUCCUAUGGCAGGUACUGUGCCCUUUCGUCCCCCAAAACAGGGGCAAGCCUGGAACACUGCCUCCUGACCUGUCCUAUGCCACCUAUGGUGAGGCAGUUGUGGAGAUGGUGGGAUGCAGCAUGGCACUACCUAACAGGACCACGUUUGCCUUGGGACACCAAAACCCUUGUGAUGGGGGACAUGGCACACCAGGGUAACCAAUGGAAUGCGUUCAUGUGCUCAAAGACGUCAGCUUGACACUACCAAGGGCAGCCCAGAGAGUUGGAUAUUCUUUCUAAAGGAAUCAGCAUAACUACGGUUUUAUGCAGGCAAAAGCAACAACUGUGGACACACGUACUGCGAAGACUCGGGAUGCGGCACACUAACUGAAACUCAGACACAGGGAUGAAAGGGACAGAAAGAAACAAGCAACAAGCAGAAAUGAUCAGCGGUUUUUGGAACGUAUGGGUAGAUGCAGAGAAAAAAAUUCGGAGACUUCGGGCCUGGCUUCGCUAAGCACCACAUGCGCAAAAGACAAAAUAUAUGGCGGUGUAUCUUUCCAUGUACCAGUGGACGAUUCAUUCUCAUUUUGAAGGUGUAUCUUUCCAUGUUCUAGCUGAGGAUUCAUUCUCAUUUUGCACGUUUGACUCUGGGGUUCUUAAACCACCAGUACCUCCACCACUAGGCGGCCGCGGGGCCUUCACUGCGACUUUUGGACGCCCUCACUGCGACUUAGGCCGUUAAUGAAAAAUCUCAACAGCCCCAAGAAAGUUGUGUCGUUAACGGUAACGCCCCGUGUGAGAGACCGCUCAAAUAUACAUAACUUUGGGCAAGCUCCUCCUGCUAUGUGCUUUGGUGUCACUGGCGGCAAUUUUGAUUGUAUUUAGUCAUUAGUAUUCCGUAUCUGGGCAUAUGUUUCGUUUGGUGCACUCUUCCUUUGUUUUCUUCUAUGCAAAACCUCGUGUAGUGCAGUAGUUUGCUCAUACUCUGGAUUCGGUCGUAAGGUUGGAUUCAGGCAACCCUCCAUCCCUAUUCCCAUAUCAGAGCCGUAGUAUAACAUAGUAAUUCCAAAAUUGCGUGUAACGUUUUAUCUCACCGAAUCUUACCUAAUCUAGAGGCUAUUUCAAGGAAUCUUCACUGCAGGUUCUCGACUUUAGGUUGGUUGGUAAAUGUCGAAGGUUGGGGGUUGUUCGUAGAAGGCAACGGAACUAUUGGAGGUGGUGGGAGACCUAAUGGUUGUGGGAACGUUGCUGACCUACUGUGGCACAACUGAAUAGCAUUUAGCUGUCAAGAGAGCAAACUUGGGUUGUACCCAUUGAGAUCUAGGGUGCCUGGGAGAUGGCAGUUCCUGCAGAGGUCCAAGGGUGCAAGGUGGGAAACCUCGUCACGGCAACCCAGGCUCCCCACGACUACUAGCUGCCGCUCUGUCGGGCCAGUAUUGGUGCUGUAUUCCUUUGGUGGAAAUUACUUGAUCUGCUUGUUGGGCGAAUCCUUGUCUUCAACUCUCCAGAUUCCUUUCUAGUUCACAAUCUGUUAUUUGGCUUUGUUCAUUAGGGUUUAGUCAUACCAUGACUAUUAUAAUUUCAAGUGGCGGUUUGCCGUUUUCUGGCCAUCUGCAUAGGCUGGACUUAUAGGCUUGCUACGGAUUUUUCAAACAUGGAUGUUGAAUUGGUGACAGCUUAAGGGUGCUGUUGAUUGAGACAUGUAAGAUUACAAUUCCAUAGG